This is a messenger RNA of Andrographis paniculata, 3778 nucleotides long. RefSeq lists its product as uncharacterized. The transcript has 11 exons. NCBI's taxonomy places the organism in Eukaryota, Viridiplantae, Streptophyta, Magnoliopsida, Lamiales, Acanthaceae. Gene Ontology annotation, cellular component: cytoplasm. The coding region runs from base 174 to 3518 and encodes 1114 amino acids. Gene Ontology annotation, molecular function: protein binding. The record is from RefSeq and is a predicted model, not a curated record.
AACCCCCCAAAUUAUUCGGCACUAAUCUAACUCCCGCAUUUUCACACGCCGAUCCAACCCGACCCAGCCAUGGCUCCUCAUCCGCCUCCUAUCCUCCCGUCGAUCCCGCCCAAACCUCCCUUCCCAAACCCCAAUUGAUCGCUCACCAACUCUAACCCUACUCCAUAGCUGCCAUGGCGAUUGUCACCGGCGACAGGUACCUCGAUUCGCUAGUAAAAUUCGUCGAAAACCACGCCGAGAGGUUAAUCGAAGGGACGCUGGUGUUGAAAUUGAAUCCGGUUGGGUUGCGCUACGUGCAGUCGCGGCUGGAGGCGUUCGCAGAGCUGGAGAGCUUGUUGGCCGGAGCUCCGGUCGAUUAUCUGCGGGCAUAUGUUUCGGAUUUGGGUGAUCACCGCGCACUCGAGCAGUUACGGAGGAUUCUUCGGUUACUUCCGUCGUUGAAGGUGGUUUCGGUGCUGCCGCUGGGGAGGGAUCCGACGCCGCUCUAUUUGCUUCCGUUUGGGAGGUUGAAGGUUUUGGAGCUCCGUGGAUGUGAUUUGUCGACAUCCGAGGCGAAAGGAUUGCUCCAGCUGAGGUUUACCCUUGAGAAAUUGAUCUGCCAUGAUUCAACCGAUGCACUGCGGCAUGUGUUUGCUAGUAGGAUUGCAGAUAUAAGGGAAUCACACCAGUGGAACCGACUUUCUUUUGUUUCAUGUGCCUGCAAUAGAUUGGUUCUCAUGGAUGAGUCUUUGCAUCUUCUUCCUGCGGUUGAAACCCUUGAUUUAAGCAGGAACAAGUUUGCAACAGUGGAUAAUCUCAAGAAGUGCACCAAAUUGAAGCAUGUGGAUUUCGGAUUUAAUAACCUGAGGAGUAUUGCAUCAUUUAGUGAGAUAUCCUGCCAGAUUGUUAAGCUUGUGCUGAGGAACAAUGCAUUAACCUCAUUGCGUGGAAUUGAAAAUAUGAAGUCACUACAAGGGCUUGAUCUUUCCUACAAUAUUAUUUCAAACUUUUCUGAGAUAGAGCUUCUUGCUGGCCUUCCAUCUCUUCAGAGUUUAUGGCUAGAAGGUAAUCCUAUUUGUGGUGCAAGAUGGUUCCGGUCACAAGUUUUCAGUCUUUUUCCUCAGCCAGACCAACUAAAGCUAGAUGAGAAAAAAAUCUCCACAAGUGAGCUAUGGAAACGGCAAAUCAUAAUUGCUAGCAGGCAGAAGCAGCCAGCAAGCUUUGGAUUUUACUUACCUGUUUGGGAUGAUCCUGAUGCACGAGGGACUUUAAACACAAAGAGGAAGAGAAUAUCUCGUCUCGCCAGAAUUGAGGAUAAUGAGCAUAGCCCUUGUACAGGUUCUGACCACGAAUCACUCUCAUGUGAUAAUCAGAGUCAAAGCAGAGAUGAGAAUGCAAAUACAGAUGAAGAAGCUGAAAUAGAAGAUUUGGUGACAAAAAUAGAAUGUUUGAAAAAAGACCGAUCUGCUCUGUGGUUGCAGGAAUUCAGAGAAUGGAUGAAUCAAACGUUUGAUAAUUCUGUUGAUGCUGUUAAAUUUAGUACUAUCUUAGAUAAGAGUAAUGACUUUCUUCUGAAGAGCAAGACAAAUGAUGGGGACCUAGCCGAGACUUCUAGACACAUAUCCGACUCAUUUAAGCUUUCUGGAGAUGACAGCAGUACAGCUAUUCUAGACUCCGAGACAUCUUUUGCUGAUACAUCCACUGGUGUUGGUUCCCAACAAUAUCUUGAUCAAAUUGGUGAAUCAUCUUCUAGAUCUUUCUUGAGGCAAGAUGGAGGAGACAAUGUUCUUUUCAAAAACUUGAAGUUGAAUGAGGAUGAUCUGAGCCGUUUCAACAAUGAAGGGGGUGUGUUUUUGGAUGCUGGGAACUACAGUUCUGUUGUAGGCAGCACUAGGGACAGUGUAGCCACUGAAAAUAUGACUUCUACUUCCACUGCAUUGAAUGAUUUUACUGGGUUCCUUUCAUCUUCAGGAUGCCAAGGCUCCCCCCCUCAUUACCAAGAGGUUAUAUUACAAAGACGCCACCACCUAGAGGAAGAGUUUCUGCAGCUAUCCGCUGAAUCUUUCUCAUUAGCAUCUUCUGAGAGCAAUACUAGUAGUGAAGAUGAUUCUGCAGCAGUGCCUUCAGCAUCUCAAGUUCAUGAAUCUGCUAUUAACAAUACAUUUAAAGGGAGUUUCAAUGCGUUCUUUGUAGAUUCUUAUCGUGAUGAUGCAGGUAAAUAUUAUGAUAAUAACAAUUUGGCAUCAAAACCAAAUGGGAUAAAUACAUUGAGUCCAUGUACUCAUACUCAAGGAAAAAUUGUUAGAACUGAUGGUGAAGAGCCGGAAAUCUCUGCCUUUCUUUGCAGUGGUGGUUACUCUAAUGAUGAGCAUGGUGAGGAAGCUUUAGGAUUUAUUAAGGGGAAACCUGGUUCCUUAGAGAAGAUGAAACACAGAAGGAAACUUAGAAAAAGAAUGAUCUCCUUACCAGAGGAGGAGGAUGUACAUGGUGAUACUGACUCAUCAAGGAAGUCCACCGACCACAUGGAUCCCUACAAAAGUGAUGUUCUGCACGAAGGACAAGAAGGUGGUUGUUUAAGUGAAAUGAUAGAAUCUCCUCUAGCUGGAAAUUGUGAGGAUAUAGCUAUUGCUGCUACGCUGAAUGGUGGAAAAGAUGAUUUUAUUGUGACCUAUUUCAAUGCAAAUAUGGUUCAUUCUCGGGUAAAUGAAAUAUGUGUGAAGUAUGUGCUAUGCCAUUGUCUGUUUGUUGAAAGAUCUGAAUGUAAUGAAAGGGAAGUGGCAAUAUUACUCAGCAGUGAACAGAAGCUGUACAUUUUCCUUGUCGAUUCAUGUGAUGGGUCAGAAACGAGCUUGAAAAUGGUUGGUUGCCAUCAGGUUAGUGAUGUGGUGCAGGCUUUUGUUGGAUUGGGACUUCAAAUUAUUAGGGUGUGCUUUGAAGGUGAUGCUGCAUAUCUAUUCAUAACCCGGUGUAUGGAGAGAUCAAGAGAAUUGUUAUGUUUAUUGAAUAUCCUUGUUUUUCCUGGAAUGAAGAAUACAUGCUCCUUAACAAGCUUGGAGCAGAUGCAGUUCAAUUGUUUUAUGGAGCAUGUAUGCAGAGGUUCUAACAUCAACCUGUUGCAGUAUUCAAUGGUGCUCUUUUGCCCAAAUUUUUUUGGAGAAAAAUCCUGGGUCCCGAGGUCUCUCUUCAUACUUGAAGGACAUCUUCUUCUGUGCUCUGAAAAGCUGAUGCAAUUUGGCUCCUCUGAGAACACAUUCUCCCCUCAAUAUUUAUCAUUAGAUUGGUGUUGCACUACAAGUGACGUGUCUAAGAUGAUUAUGGAAAUGCAGGAUGGCCUCUGCGUUACAUUAACUUUAUUAUGUUGCAGUUCAGAGUUCCCUCCUUCUGAAAGGUCCACAAGUAUGGGUAAGGGAAAGACAAAGGCAGCUUCUGAUAUCGUAAAAUGGAAGCUGAAGUGGUUCUCAAGAGAGAGUCUAUUCAACUUUGUAGCCUUAAUGAAGGCAAUGGGGUCACCGCAGCUUCUUGUUGCAGAUGCACAGUGAGUGAGUUUACACUAGUGCCCGUCAUUUAUUACAUUUGUUUGAUUCUUUCGUGUAAAUGAGUGCAGUUUUGUUGUUUGGUUUUGGGCUUGGGCUUGGGCUUGGGUUUUUGUUUCAGUUUGGGUUUGUUCAGUUAGAAAGUGCUUGAGAGAGAGCGAGCGAGCGAUGUACAGUGUGUGUGUGUGUAUUGGGUUGCUUGCAUUUGCAUUUGGAUGGGUGCUUGUAUCAUUAUCCAAUUUUUGAUAUGCAUAACACUUUCUAUA